UAAAAUGAAAAAUGCACACACCAUGGAUGAUGCCAGAUCACUGAGAAGAGAGUCAUAGAGUUGGGCCGCAGGCCCACACACCUCCUAGACCGUCCCGAAUCCCUCCAUCAUCCCACAAGUGACUUGUCAUCUUGCAAGGAGUGGUGGAACGAGCGGAUGAGUAAUGGAAGCUGGUGUCAGAAGCGAGCGACGCCGGAGAUAGCAAGGAGAUAUCAGGCAGGGUUGGAGAGGAGCAGCCGAUUGAUUGAGGAGUUUGGUCCUGGGAAGCGAUGGCGGAAUGGAAUGCGGAAGCUUCUUCUCGGUUUGAAUGAGUGGCUUGAGAGGAAUGGAGUUGGAAGAAGCUUUAUGACUUGCAAUGACUUGGAUGUUCUUUCGUUUCUGAGUAGUGAGUGGUUGGUGGAGGUAGAAAGCAGAUGUCACACGACUGACAAUGAGGGCGAACCGAUGGUUUCGCCAUCCACAGUUGAUAAAUUGCUUAAAAGCUUUCGACUUAUGGAACAAGAGGAGGGUGAUGACCCAUGCCAGAGUAGCCGGGUGAAGAUCUUUAAAAAAUCCUAUAGGGAAUAUGCACUGAGUCGGGGAGUGGUGGAAGAAUCGGCGCGUCCACUGGUAUGGGAAAAAUUACUGAAUGUUAUUCAGUAUAUUCGGAAUAAGGUGAGAGUUCUGAAGAAGAUGCGAGAGGCAGAGGCUUAUCGAGAUGCUGCGAUGUUCUUGUAUCUUUGGGAAAGUUGGCAGCGAUGUGGUAUAGAUAUUCGGCGAGGGUACUUGUUACAAGCCGGAAGAGGAAAUAGUUCGCUUAGUGGUGGGGCUUUCAAUAAGCGGGUAGAGAAAUGGUUUGGGGAGGCUGGAGUAUUUGAAGGUGAAAGUGAACAUAGUUUUCAGAUUGGAGGACUGCGAGCGGGAAUAGAGGAGGGCUGGAGUUUAGGGGAGAUGAUGCGGCAGGGAACGUGGAAUAGUGUUGAUAGAGAAAGGACGCUSAGCCAAUCGGAGCUGUGGAAAUGGGCGGACAGAGGCCAAAAGGUGACGACCGGCACAUCACACUGCUCGUGGAGGUUGCGUUGCAGGCUCUGCAACAAAGAGUUCGUCGGCACGCUGUCCAAAGUCGUGAAACACCACACACAACCGUCGGUCACUGCCCGCUGUCUGCGCACCACCUGUGAGAUUCUUGCUGUCAUUCGCAGCAACCACCCGAAAACGACAUUGGUCCCUGCGUCGCUGGCGAAAUUGAACGACUACUCCAAGGAACAGGGUCGUCCGCCGGUUGUUGUGGAUGCGCAGGAUCUUGCUCCCGUUGAUGUGGCUUGUGCGUCAGGGGAGGUCGGUAUGUCGUCGGCAGGGGCAGAUGGAGGGCGUGACACAGGUUCGACGGCGGGAGAAGGCAGUGCUGUGGGUUUCGAUUCGGCAUCGGUUGCUGACAAGGGCGCUCGGGAUUCCAGGGGCCCCGACAUCCCGGAAGAGAUCGCUGAGCACCUGCGGGGUCCUGUUCUGGCUGCAGCUCGCCCGCCACGACCUCCAUCGAGUGCACAACAGUCGUCCAUGAAGAAUUUCGUAGUGGAUGAGCUGCAGAGAAAGUAUGACCAGGCGGUUGCUUCCUUCUUCUUUGAGAAUGCCAUCGCCUUCAACGCCGCGCGCUCGGACUCGUAUAAGAACAUGGAAAGGAUCAUGAACACGGCGCCGAGAUCGAGGAAGAUGCUGCGGAUGCCUGGAUACAAUUACCUGAGGACGAAGGCUCUGCCCUCGGAGUACAAAGACGUGGACAAGGAUCUUGACAAGAUCCGUGAGCCAUGGGAUGUCACCGGCCUCACCUUGAUGACGAACGACACGACAACGACCAGCAACAGGCCGGUCAUUAACUUCAUUGCAGACGACGAUUCGGGGGCUGUUAUGGUGCGUAGUGUGGACAUGGAGGGGAAGGAUAAGUCGGCUCCCGCUCUGGCAAGGAUGUGGGUGGAGGUGAUACGAGAGUUGGGAGUGCACAGGGUGAAUGCGAUCUGCACGGACUCGGCACAGGUCAACAUUUCCGCGAAGAAGAUAUUGGAAAACCAUGACGACCCUGCGAUCAGGAGCAUUCCAUGGGUGCCGUGCGCAUGCCACGUGUGCAACCUUCUCAUGUGUGACAUUGCUUCGGUGCCAUGCAUCGGAGAGGUGAUUCUGCAAGGCAGGGAGCUCACAACCUUCGUCAAGAGACAUCAGCGGGCGUUGGCGAUGUUCCGUAAGAGCGGGAGAGAGUAUGCAGCGACUUCGAGAGUGGCAGCAGUGACCAGGGCGCGGACGUGCAAGGAGCUGAUACGAGACCCGGCUUGGUGGUCGACUGUCUACCGGGCAUGCACCAUGCUUGAGCCAGUGUAUGCCCUUAUGAAGAACAUGGACAGCGACGGGAGGAUGGGUAUGCAGGUGUGGUCUUUAGGGAUCACGUUGGAGAAGAGAAUGGCCGCGAUACCGAUGGACAGUGAGACAAGGGGCAUCGUGAUGAAGAAAGUGAAAGACCGUGUGCGAAUGAUGGCUCUACCUGUGCAUGCGGCGGCGUGGAUGUUGCACCCGCUGCACAGAUCGCCUCGACUCUUCGACGACUUGGCGUCCGAAGAGAUUGCGAACACUCUGACUCACUUCGCUUUGAUUCAUGUGAAGACCUCGAAGGAGUACAAAGAGUGCUGGAACUCCCUGAAGAGUUUUCAUCACAUGACUCCAGAGUGGAUUGGCCCGAACUCCGAGGAGGCUUUGACGAGCGGUCACGUGUCCAUGGCGCAAUGGUGGUUGACGUACGGGAAAAGGCACCCAACCCUGACGAAGAUCGUCGUCAAAGUGUUGAGCAUGUGGACCACUGCAUGGAGAGGAAUUGUCACGUGCGAUCUCGUCCACACGAAGAGGAGAAAUCUCUUGAGCCCGGAGAACUUGGAGAUGCUCGUCUUCAUCCACUGGAACAGGAAGUUAUUGCGCAUGUCGAGGGCGAAGAUGGGAUUCGUGAACACCGAGCGACUGGAGUGGGAGACACCCGAGGACGAGGCACCAUUCGAUGGCUUCAUGCGAGAAGGGGAGUACGACCCCGCGGAGGAGGAGAGGGAGGACGACGGGGCAUGGCUACUUGAUGUUUCGUACCGCCCUCACAGAGCCGCGGACGAUGAGCGUGGGAAGACUGUCGUCGCUGAUUACGACGAGGAGGACGAAGGCGGCGACAGCGACGGUGACGCGGAGUUGCUCGACGUGCCUCUAACGGACAAGCGGUUCACUCGGCGGUCAGGCAGUGGGUCAUCCUCCGCGACGGAUGUCGCCAUCACACCACAGGUUCGCCCUGCGUCCGGUGGGGCUUCAAAGUCAUCUUCUAUGUCAUUGGCCGACGACAUUGGUCGCCUUGCACGGCCACGCACCUCCACGUUCGGUGCUGUAUCUUCGGUUCAGGGCACCAGCACACCCUCCGACGCGCAGCACACCCCUCUUCCACGAGCCGCGGUGGAGGAGACGGCCGCAUGUCGGGGGAUGACAGGCGGGGGAUCGAGGGAUGCUGACGUUGGCAGUGCAUCGGCGAGGGUCGUUGAAGACUUUGGUGUGUCUGUGGACGCUCCCGUUCCCGGUCAUGCGGAACACGAGGACGGGCACAUCGAUGCGGGCAAGGAUGACGAGCUUCAUGACGCAGCGGGGGACAGCCAGUCUGCCGGUGGAAAUGCAUUCUCCACUGUGGACCCAGGGUUGCCGCUGGGGGAGGGAUACGCCUCCCUGUUGCACCACGUUGCACCAAUUGCUGCAAGAGGCUCGAAGACGGACUUCGAGAAACACCUGGCUGCUAUGUCCCCCAUGAGGAGCGAUUCCGGGGGGCAGACUCCUUAUUGGGCCAGAUUGACGGCCGAAGUGGACGAGGAUGGAGGACUCGACCGCCCGCAAGCUGCAGCCACAGAACGUGAGGCAGUGUCACCCCCCGAAAUUGACGCCAGCAAGGUGCGUCAAGUCCGGAGUUUGGCAGGCAGAAAGAAAGGAGGGAAGAACAAGCCGAAGGAGCCAGCUGGGUCGACCGGACGAAGGGGACGAGGCAGGCCACGCAAGACAGUCACACCGCCAGCGUCCUUGCAAGAAAAGUGUGCAGUUGUUCAGCAGGCGAAGAAGAGGAAGGCACAAAAAGUUUCAAAGAAAGUCGCUGCAGCCUCCCAGUCGCCGAGAAGAAAUCCGAAGAGGAGGAGGACGUGCGUGCAAGAGGACGACAACUCCGAAAGCAUUAGCGCUUUGUCCUCGAGUGAUGCGUCAUCGUCGAGUAACGCAUCAUCGUCGAGUGACGAAUCAUCGUCGAGUGACGCGUCAUCGUCGAGUGACGCAUCGUCGUCGACUGCCACGAGCAGCAGCAGCGAAUGAGUGAGAGAGAGAGAGAGAGAGAGAGAGAGCAGCAGCAGCGAAUGAGAGAGAGAGAGAGAGGAGGGAACUGUUCUUUUUCUCCUCCUUUGUAUCCCACUUCGUCAUCAUCCGCUUCUUCAUUCUCAUUUCUUUCGUUCAUGUCUGAGUCCGGACUCUGUUUUCGCUGACUUCAUGGGCGUUGUGGGUAGUGAGACUGUAAUGGAGUGUA
This is a messenger RNA of Chara braunii, 4546 nucleotides long. NCBI's taxonomy places the organism in Eukaryota, Viridiplantae, Streptophyta, Charophyceae, Charales, Characeae. The record is from the annotation of a GenBank genome assembly.